This is a messenger RNA of Cuscuta campestris, 777 nucleotides long. Lineage: Eukaryota; Viridiplantae; Streptophyta; Magnoliopsida; Solanales; Convolvulaceae. The record is from the annotation of a GenBank genome assembly.
AGCCAAAAUUUCACCAUUUUUUGGCUUUGGGGUGUGAUGGAAUAAAUCAAAAUGGAUCUCUAAACUGUCUGCGCUUCUUUAAUUAAUGAAGUAGCAGUUAGUCAAGCAAUGCAACUUUCGACGUUGAGCUGGGGGUCUCUUUGGAAAUAGCCUCUCUACUUUCGAGUAGGGGCAAGGAAUGUCAUAGUAAUUGAAGAUGAAGUCAUUGGGUGCUGCACUGAUGACGACGAAAGCAUGGUUAAUUAUCCUCUCUGCCUCUUCCUCUCCUGCAAUUCCCUUCACCAUCUCUAUGUACUUCUGGAACAUGGUCACCUGCUGCGACAUCGGGAUCACUCUAGACGCAAUGGUCGUUAACUCGUCCAAUCCUGACCCCGCCGAGGCAAAACUGACCCCGGUCAGGAGUUCUUCUUCGGGCAGAGAAGCUGGGCAAGGAUUGGCCAAUGCAGGCGUCCAUGGCGAUGAUGAUGAUGAUGGCAGCAGCAGCCAUGGAAACUACUGCGUGGAAGCUGGCCAUGUCUUUGAGAGAGCUCACUCACUCACUCAGGUCCGACCAUGUAUUCUACUGCCGGAUUGGUUGACAACACAACAACAGUGACUAAGAUCGCGUACUUGGAUUCUGAUCAGCAACGACAACGGUGGACUUUGAUCGCGGUGACCGACAACUCCAGCAGACGAACAAUGCAUCAACAACGACCGCUGUCGUUGGCUAUGGCUAGAAAGAUUUAGUCCUCAAUUUAAGACCAACACGAUGGAAGGUAAAAAAGGAAGACUAUUUGU